This is a messenger RNA of Oncorhynchus tshawytscha (Chinook salmon), 1257 nucleotides long. RefSeq names its product glutamine-rich protein 2-like. The transcript has 10 exons. The coding region runs from base 53 to 1180 and encodes 375 amino acids. The record is from RefSeq and is a predicted model, not a curated record. NCBI's taxonomy places the organism in Eukaryota, Metazoa, Chordata, Actinopteri, Salmoniformes, Salmonidae.
GAUUGAGGAGCACGUCCAGAAACAGGUCCACAUCGACCAUCUGUACAAGUCCAUGGAAGAACUGGACGAGAAGAAAGCUGACAAAGAGCUUGUGGAGAUGGAGAUUGAAAUCAAAGCAGACAAGCGUGCCCUGGAGACCAAGGUGAGCCGCAUGCAGUUUGACUCCAUGACAGAGGAGCUCAACACCAUGUUCCAGGAGCUGCUCAGCAAGAUCACCGGCCAGGAGCAGGACUGGCACAAAAUCAUCGACAAAAUCUCCACCGAGAUGGAGUGCAAGCUGGACCGGAUUGAGCUGGAUCCUGUGAAGAAGCAGCUGGAGGACCGCUGGAAGAGCAUCCGUAAGCAGCUGCAGGCCCAGCCUGCCCCGAAGGAGGACGACGCUGCAGGCAUCAGGAAACAACUAGUGGCAAGGUUCCACUGCAUCUCCUGCGACCGCCCAGUCGAUAUGCUUACCCCAGGACCGCACUUGGUCACCCUGCCCUCCACUCCUGGCCUACCCUCCCACAAGUCCAACCGACCGUACACCAUCUAUGAGCUUGAGCAGGUUCGCCAGCACUGCAGAAGCGAGCGCAUCCCUGAGAUGGCGGACUACAGUUACCUGGCCAUGUCCCAGAGCUGUGGAGGCAGCCACACCGUGACCUACCCCAACCGCCGCUACACCCGCCUGCAGCACUUCAGCCACUUCAUCCAGGCUGAGGAGGAGACACCGCCCAUCUCCAGCUCCCCACUGCGCAUUCAGUUGUUAGGUAUGCAAAUUUUGACCUUGUCCUUGUGUCUAUUGGUUGGACAUCCUGGGUUGGACGGACAUAUCUACAAGGGCCGCCUGAAAACCAGAUCGGUCAAGACUGUGGAUGCCAGACUACCCACCAUCUUUCCUAAAGACGCAGGCAUGUGCAAGAGCAAAGACAAGAUCAUGUGCUCCCAGUUCCAGAAGCCUGGCUGCCCAGAGCCGGGCUGUGUGACCCCUGUGCGACCCCAGAGUGCCAAGACCCAGCGCAGCCGCUCAGCCUCAGGCAGCUCUGUGCGGGACCGGCCCAUGUCUUCUUUAGGCUGCCUGUCCCAGGCUACCCUUCCCCAGAGCUCGUCCCAUGCUGACACCACCAGCGAGCUGCUGCAGCAAGAUCUGGAGCUUCACGUGGACCUGAGCCAGUCGGAGGAAGAGCCUGUCAUCAUCCUGUAGGGGGCGAUGGAGAGCCCCACACACCUUAUUUUAAUAAACCGUUUACAGCAGCAGCAGGAGGAUAUCCUGGUCUCCAU